AUGUCUUCUCAUGAUGAGCCCCUCACAUCUGUGGAGUCUGUGGACGAUGGAAAUGCCCAGGCGACUGUGGGUAAAGGUAAAGCAAGGACGAUGCCAGUUCCCAUUCGCCCCUCCUCGGUCCUGCACGAUCUCUUUGAUAUGUCGCCCUCAGCUGUAACGAGCUACAGAACUGGCGAAAGUUCAUCUGGGUCUUUGGCUUUCAGCCCUGCUACAUCCAACUUUUCAUCCCCUGACUUUGAUAACAGAUAUCGAAACCACAAUUUGUCUAUCGAGAGCAUGGAACAGCUAGAGUCACCAGGUUCCGAAAGCUUCCUAUCAGACACUACCUCUGCAAAGGGCAAAGGCAGGGAGUCGUUUCCCUACCUACCCCCACUCAGUUUCUCCGUGAUUAGGCUCGACUACGAGGGUGACCUCUCCCCUACUCCUGGUCCAUCGUCAUAUGGCGCUCUGUACAGUCCUACGCCGGUCACCGCCAAUUUACCUAGUUCCCGAGAAAUUUCCAUUGCGUCCCCAUCUUCUUCUCCAGAGCCAGACUCGCCGGAUGCUGCAAGAUCCCACCUGCUUCGAUGUCAAUCCCUAUCUAAUUUAUCUCGCCCAAUUUCUCCUCUGCUCAGUACUGCGUUAACAACGCCCCCUGUGUUUGGACCAUCCCGCACCCCUAGCAAUAUCUCUCGCCAGCUCAUUCUCGACCAGAAUGCCAAUAGCAAUGAAUCUCCACCUCUAGAUCCGACCGCGCACACAACUGCACUUUCGUCAGUCAUUUCGUCAUCUACUUUAUCUGUCAUCGAAAGAGAACCUAGCAGCUACCCUCCGGCAUGGUACACUGUAUCCAAACCCAAGUCUCCAAUUGUAACAACACAACCUGGUACCAUACACCUCCCGACCCCUCGCUCUAGCUUAAAGCCUAAAGUCCGGUCUAAAUCCUCUCCGUAUCCAAUCUCAGUUCUAGAUUUUAUUCCUGCUACUUCAUCUGAUCUCUUUGAACCUAUUCCAAUUGUCAUUCCAAAUUAUUUUGAUCUGAUUCUCCCCAAAGAGCUGCGACUACAUAUUCUACGCAGCCUAAUUGAUGUACACGAACAGGACUACUUGCGCUCAGUGCGCGAGGGUCGUCUUACCGCGGCCAAGGCAACUUCGUCCAGAGGUCGAUGGGUUGGCAGAGACAAAGGGGUCAGAGAACUGUUCAAAUUGAGCAGAGUCUCGAAAGGCUGGAGGUCGCUUGUUUUCGAUGGAGAGCUAUGGAUUGACGUUGACCUGCGCUCUUUUCAUUCGCUGCCCCCCGCGAUCGUUGUACGACUAGUGCAGGCAGCGGGUACAUUCGUCCAAAGUCUUAACGUUGCAGGACAUGUACAGCUCCAUGCAGACGCCAUGACCGAUAUCACCACCAGCCUUUGCCUUACAGUGCCCCAGACGCCGCUAUCUUACACACAAAUCACCAAGGCCAAUUUCCAAGGCUGCGUUUCUCUGACCACCCGGUCUCUGCACCACUUCCUCGUCAGAUCUCGUUCUUUACAGACACUCUCGGUCAAGGGUCUGUCAGCGGUCACAAACACGACAUGUGAUAUCCUCGCCAACUUUUGUCCAAGCCUCGUAUCUCUCAACAUGAGCCGAUGCCCUAAUCUGGACGGCCAUGGGAUCGAGGCGUUGACGCUCUCUGCGCUCUUCCGCAAGGAGCACCUCCUAUUAAAGGAACUCCGUGUAUCUGGGCUCAAAUACGUUUCGGACUCCGUCAUGCAGGCGCUGGGCAGGGCGGCGCCGUACCUGGAGGUGCUGGACCUAAGCUACUCACGCCAGCUGCACAAUUCGGCGCUGGACGCGUUCGUUGCGUGUGAAGGCUACACGGACAAUCUGCUUGCGCUCGAAACUGUCCUCGUCUCCCCGAGGGAUCUUGGGAGGGAUGUUAAUGAUAGCACAAAGUUAAAGCGUAGGGUGACGAGGCUGAGGCACCUUAUUCUGUCCUCGUGCCUGCUCUUGACGGAUACGGCCUGUGCAAAUCUGGCGCAUUCUGUUCCAAAGCUCGAGUUUUUGGAGCUCGCAGGUAUCGGCGGAUCGAUGAAGGACACAGGACUCAUAUGCUUAUUAUCGACAACGCCGCAUAUCAGACGGCUGGAUCUCGAGGAUGCGCUUGAUAUUACAGAUAAAGUAUUGGCUACAAUCACACCAGCCCCUAUCCCUGUCGAGGACGCCUCUGCAGCGACGACGCCGUUGAAGAAGAAAACACCGCCUCCGAAGCAGCCAGGGUACGCGCUGCAGCAGCUGAACGUCUCAUACGCGACGCAGCUCACGGACGACGCGUUCUUGAACCUCAUCCACAACUGCCCGCGGCUCGCGGUGCUCGAGGCGGACAACACGCGCAUGAGCGCGGCGGUGCUCAGGGAGUUCGUGCGUGUGGCGCGGGAGCGGACGACGCGGCACGCGCGCAUCGUCGCGAUUGACUGCCGGGGCAUUCACGAGGGGCUGGUGAAGGAGCUCGCGCCGAUGACGCGGCCGCGCGUGGGGUGGCGCGCGUACGGGGCGCGCAAGCUGGGCUUCUUGGACGCGCGGGACGAUAAUGACGACGAGAUGCGGGCGGGGCAUGGGCAGGAUGAGAUGGACGAGGAGCGGGUGGUGCUCAAGUCGUUUUACUCGUGGCAGACGGUGGACGCGGUGAAGGCGGCGAGGGAGAAGAGGCGGCGGGCGACGGCUGCGCGGAGGACGGCGAGCGAGUCGUCGACGGGGAGUGCGGGUGGGGUGGCGGGGGAUUUUGAGAGGGUGUUUGGGGGAGGUGGGAGUGGGAGGGCGAGGUGGUGGUCGCCUGGUGGGAGGCGGAGUCCGAGGGCCGGGGGUGGUAAUGCUGGUGGUGAACAGGACAGGAAUUCGCCGCCUAUCCUUCCGGAUCUGAAUGGUGAAGGAUGCAGAACCAUGUAA
Psilocybe cubensis is the source of this 2904-nucleotide messenger RNA. RefSeq lists its product as uncharacterized. Gene Ontology annotation, cellular component: SCF ubiquitin ligase complex. The record is from RefSeq and is a predicted model, not a curated record. Gene Ontology annotation, biological process: SCF-dependent proteasomal ubiquitin-dependent protein catabolic process. Gene Ontology annotation, molecular function: protein binding. Lineage: Eukaryota; Fungi; Basidiomycota; Agaricomycetes; Agaricales; Agrocybaceae. The coding region runs from base 1 to 2904 and encodes 967 amino acids. The transcript is spliced from 2 exons.